Limanda limanda (common dab) is the source of this 4642-nucleotide messenger RNA. It is a transcript of the gene jak2b, whose product is annotated as Janus kinase 2b. Gene Ontology annotation, molecular function: ATP binding; histone binding; cytokine receptor binding. The record is from RefSeq and is a predicted model, not a curated record. Gene Ontology annotation, biological process: cell differentiation; hemopoiesis; intracellular signal transduction. NCBI's taxonomy places the organism in Eukaryota, Metazoa, Chordata, Actinopteri, Pleuronectiformes, Pleuronectidae. Gene Ontology annotation, cellular component: cytosol; cytoskeleton; membrane. The transcript has 24 exons. The coding region runs from base 564 to 3926 and encodes 1120 amino acids.
GAAGGCGGCAUCAGGGGCUGGUUUGUUGACUCGGGCUCGAACCCGCGGCUCCUCUGCCUCAGUUGCUCUCGUUAAUAAUGUAACACGACAAUAAUGCAACUGUCCCCGCGGCUGUAGCCCACACGUCCCCCCGGCUCCAGGACACCACGUCCCCGCUGAGGAAGUCAGGAGGAGUGGGUUGCUAGCGGAGCAGCGCUGCGUAGCUCGAAGCUAGCAGCUAGCGUUAGCCGAAGUUACGAGAUUGACAAGCUCGACUGCUGAAGUUCCUCCGGGGAGAGAUGGGCGACGCGGGGCGGACCGGGGACCGCUGGAGCAGCAGGCCGGUGGGCUGAGUGCGACAUGGGCACAUGGACGAUGCUCCCCCGGGUGGAUUUUAACCGUUAACCCGCUGUUGUGUGCACAGCCGGCCGCGGUGAACACUGAUCCGCGAGGGGGGCGAGCAGCUGUCAAACUCCCCCGUCCUGGCCGCUGCGCUAGCUUAGGAGGCUAGCAGCUAGUUAGCAGCGAGCUAGCUAGCCGGGGCUCACACAGACACACACACCAAAGUUCAAUGCGUGUUGUUGAUGGCCUCCCAGCUCGCCAUGGACGCUGUGACCGAGACAUUCGCUGUGGUGCACCAGAACGGGAACGCCCACCGGGAUUCUCCAGACACAAGACCGGCCGCUGCUGUUCUGAGGCUUCACUUCUACCACAGCAGCCAGGGAGGGGUUGACUGCAGCCUGCUCAGCUACCCACCUGGGGACUAUGUGGCUGAAGAGCUGUGUAUAGACGCAGCCAAGGCAUGCAGUAUUUCACCUCUGUACUGCAGCCUGUUCGGCCUCUACCGAGAGAGCGACUGCUUGUGGUUUUCACCGAACCACAUCUUUCAGCUCAACGAAUCGGCCUCGGAAGAUGUGUUUUUCAGAAUAAGGUACUACUUCCCUGGCUGGUACAGUGGUGGGGCAUCUCGAGCAUAUCGGCACGGUGUUGCCAAGGGCUCAGAAAGCCCCGUGCUUGAUGACUUUGUAAUGUCCUACCUCUUCUGUCAGUGGAGGAAUGACUUUGUGAACGGCUCUGUGAAGAUCCCUAACUCCCAUGAGACUCAGGAAGAGUGCCUCGGCUUGGCUGUACUCGAUAUGACGAGGACAGCCAAGGAAAGACAGAUGUCGCCGCUGGACAUUUAUCACACUACAAGCUACAAGUCCUUUCUGCCAAAGGACAUGAGAGCUCAGAUCGAGGACUGCAACUUCCUCACACGUAAGCGAAUCCGCUUUCGCUUCAAGCGCUUCAUUCAGCAGUUCAGUCAGUGUCGGACCACAGCGCGGGAUCUCAAGCUGAAGUACCUCAUCAGCAUGGAGGCCCUGGAGAAGGGCUUCUACACAGAGACCUUCCAGGUCAGAGAGCUUAAGAGGGGACAGGUCUUCAUCCUGGUGGCAGCAGACACUGGCGUCCAGUGGUGUCGAGAGAAGUUGAAAGAUUCUGAUGAGGAGCUGCAGACUUUUUCUGAUUUCCCAGAUGUCACUGACAUCAGCAUCAAACUGGCGAGCAAGGAGGGCGCUACCGAGGGUCGUGUGGUCACCAUCAACACACAAGAUGGAAAGAAUAUGGAGCUGGAGUUUUCCAGUUUGUCUGAAGCGCUGUCCUUUGUGUCCCUGGUUGACGGCUACUAUCGGCUGACUGCAGACGCACAUCACUACCUAUGUAAAGAAGUGGCACCUCCGAGGCUUGUGGAGGUCAUCGCGUCUCACUGCCACGGCUCGAUUUCAAUGGAGUUUGCCAUCAGCCGACUUCAGAAGUGUGGAAACAAGCAGGGCCUUUACAUUUUGAGAUGCAGCCCAAAAGACUUCAACAAGUAUUUCCUGACUUUCCCUGUUGAGGUCUUCAACACUGUUGAAUACAAGCACUGCCUGAUAACCAAGUCUGCCAGUCGGGAGUUCAACCUCAGCGGAGCCAAAAGAAACUUCAGUAGCCUUCAGGAACUACUCAGCUGUUACCAAAAGGAAACUGUGCGCUCAGACAGCGUCAUUUUCCAGUUCAGCAAGUGCUGUCCACCAAACGCCAAAGAAAAGUCCUGCCUGCUUGUGUGCCGGAGCAACAAGGGCUCAGAAGUGCCUCUGUCUCCCUCACUGCAUCGACACAACAUCAAUCAAAUGGUGUUUCACAAGAUCAGGAAAGAAGAUCUGGACUUUAUGGAGAGUCUCGGUCAAGGGACAUUGACGAAGAUCUUCAAAGGAGUCCGCAAGGAGCUGACGGACUAUGGACAAGUGCACCAAACAGAAGUUGUCAUGAAAGUGCUGGACCAGACUCAGAGGAAUUACUCUGAGUCUUUCUUUGAAGCUGCCAGCAUGAUGAGUCAGUUGUCCCACAAGCACCUGAUCUUUAACUACGGCGUGUGUGUCUGUGGAGAAGAGAACAUCAUGGUGCAGGAGUAUGGGAAGUUUGGCUCCAUGGACACUUACUUGAAGAAGAACAAGAAUUCUAUAAACAUCCUGUGGAAGCUUGAAGUGGCAAAGCAGCUGGCCUGGGCCAUGAACUUCCUGGAAGAAAAGCUACUUGUCCAUGGGAACGUGUGCGCUAAAAAUGUUCUUCUGAUCCGAGAGGAGGACCGAAGGUCUGGAAACACGCCUUUCAUUAAACUGACUGAUCCUGGUAUCAGCAUCACUGUCCUGCCCAAAGAAGUCCUGAUCGAGAGGAUCCCCUGGGUUCCCCCUGAGUGUAUCGAGGAUCCUGCCAAACUGAGCCUGGCUGCAGACAAGUGGAGCUUUGGCACAACUCUCUGGGAAAUCUGCAGUGGGGGGGAGAGACCUUUAGCAACGCUUGACAGCUCCAAGAAAACCCUGUUCUACGAGGACCGCCACCACCUCCCUGCCCCAAAGUGGACUGAGCUGGCCAAUCUGAUUACAAGCUGCAUGGACUACGAGCCCAUGUUCAGGCCAACGUUCCGCGCCGUCAUCCGUGACCUCCACAGCCUUUUCACGCCAGACUACGAGAUGAUCGUGGACGUUGACAUCCUGCCGAACAGAACACCGGCCUCUGCCUGGUCGACGGGGGGCUCGGAGAAUCCGGAGCCAGCUCAGUUUGAAGAGAGACACCUGAUCUUCUUACAGCAAUUGGGCAAGGGAAACUUUGGCAGUGUGGAGAUGUGUCGAUACGACCCACUUCAGGACAACACUGGAGAGGUGGUGGCCGUGAAGAAACUGCAGCACAGCACCACAGAGCACAUACGAGACUUUGAGCGAGAGAUCGAGAUCCUGAAGUCUCUGCAGCACGAGAACAUCGUUCAAUAUAAAGGCGUCUGCUACAGUGCAGGACGAAGAAAUCUCCGUCUCAUCAUGGAAUAUCUUCCUUUCGGGAGCCUGCGGGAUUACCUCAUGAAAAACAGGGAGAGGAUCGACCACAAGAAGCUCAUCCAUUACACGUCUCAGAUCUGCAAGGGCAUGGAGUACCUGUCCAGUAAGCGCUACAUCCACAGAGACCUGGCAACGAGAAACAUCCUCGUGGAGAGUGAGACGAGGGUGAAGAUUGGAGAUUUCGGCCUCACCAAAGUUCUGCCUCAGGACAAAGAGUACUACAUGGUCAAAGAGCCGGGAGAGAGCCCCAUAUUCUGGUAUGCUCCAGAGUCGCUGACUGAGAGCAAGUUCUCUGUAGCGUCGGACGUGUGGAGCUUCGGAGUUGUGCUCUACGAGCUCUUCACCCACAGCGACAAGAUGUGCAGCCCGCCUGCAGUGUUCAUGUCGAUGAUGGGCAACGAUAAGCAGGGACAGUUGAUUGUCUAUCACCUCAUUGAACUCCUUAAAUCAGGCAGCAGGCUGCCUCAACCCCUGGGAUGUCCCACAGAGAUCCAUGAGGUCAUGGAGGAGUGCUGGGACAACGACCCCUGCCUGCGUCCGUCUUUCAAAGAGCUCGCCCUGCGUGUCGACCUGUUCAGGGACAGUAAGGAGUUGUAGAGUUCACCCGAAGUGCCCUGCUCCUCUUCAGCCGCGUGGGCAAAGGGACAAGACGAGCUCCUUCUCGUGCUGAGUGCCAGAGCAGUUUGUGAUUAGAAGAGUGAUGGUUCAAAACCAGGACCAGCUCAAAAACUUCUGCCAAGGUGUCUUUAUGCAAGGCACUCAACUCAGUUUAGUUUUUUUCUGAGUGGUGGCCAGCAGAAAACAAACGGAGGCUUGGAUGUGAUGAUCUGUUGAAGGUGGUUCCCUCAAACAUCCUUGAUGAACUUUUUAAGAAGAAUAAAAGCGUCUUUUGGAGACUUGGAGUAGAUUAUUGCCAGCUCGGAAGCUAAAGAUGCUUGUGUCAAACAAGUUCUGCAUGUGUGUCUGUGUGAGUGUGUUUGAGUGAGUGUGUGUCUGUGUGUGUGAGUGAGUGUGUAAGUGUGUGUUUUGUCCGUACAAACAGCUAGCAGGGCUAGCUCUCGUCUUGAAGAGGAAUGGACUGAUAGAGCUCUGUGUGUGUGUGUGCGUGUGCGUGUACAUACUGACAGUAUAUUUGUGUACAUAUGUUCAGAAAUUUUUUAUAAUUUUUAUAAAAUGAAAAUAUCGUAAAUACUACAUUUGAGAACUGCCAAGGUGUCAGUGUAAAUGAAGCGCAUACAAAGUGAUUUAAAGAUCCAACAUUGUUUUAUGUUUUAUCGUGAGAGGUGGUGUGAAAAAUAAAGACGUUGAAUUCA